Penaeus monodon (black tiger shrimp) is the source of this 1544-nucleotide messenger RNA. RefSeq lists its product as uncharacterized. The coding region runs from base 36 to 1337 and encodes 433 amino acids. The transcript is spliced from 7 exons. NCBI's taxonomy places the organism in Eukaryota, Metazoa, Arthropoda, Malacostraca, Decapoda, Penaeidae. The record is from RefSeq and is a predicted model, not a curated record.
CAGCAGAGGCAGUGUCGCACGUGGACGCUCGGAGGAUGCAUACAGUCAUCACAGGAGGGAAAGGACUAGGAUGCCCCAGUGACGGCAAGCAGGACAAGGAAGAUACUUCUAUUGGAGGGAAAGAUUUCCUCGAAGAAGUGAUGAAGGCUCACGAGAAAGAAUUAGAAUUCCAAGAGAACGGGGUGGAGCUAAGAGAAAAAGGGGUGGAGCUAAGAGAAAAAGGUGCGGAGUUACAAGAGAAAGAGGUGGUGUCAACUGCGAAAGAGAAAGAUCUGAAUCCACUUGAAGAAAGGUUGGAUCCCUGUAAGAAAGAUGGAAAAUCACAAGAGGGAGAGACCGAGGCCAAAGAGAAAGGGUCAGAGCUUCUUGUAAAAGGUGUGGAGUCUCAGAAGAAAGAGGAGGAAUCACGAAGGGCGGAGCAACCUAGAAAUGGAGAGGCGUCACCAGAAAGCGGGCUGCAAGUACCUGAAAGUGAGGGAAUAUCACUAGACAGGGAAAUUAAAAGGAGAGACGGGGCCCUGAUGUCAAAGGGAGGUGAAGUGGAUCGCUAUUAUGUCCUAGGUCAGCAAAUGAACAGAGAAGAAGACCUUUGUCACGAAUUCAAAGGUCACCGCAGCAUCUCCAUCCACGACCUUCACAACCUGUGUCUAAACACCGAUGGAACGACAGACCGCAGCCGCAAUGCCGUGUCAAUACCUUUGUGUGCCAUGCUGAAUUCGAGUCACGGUGGCACGAUUUACCUCGGAGUGGCAGACGACGGUCAGGUGAAAGGCAUGGGACUUACUAGGUACCAGCGCGACCACGUCGAGGCGUCUCUCAGGUGGACGCUGAGCAAGUACGCCCCCCCUGUAUCUGAGUCGCGGUAUUGCGUCAAGUUCGUGCCAGUGGCUUCCUCCAAAAACCCAGAGAGGUCUUUCAAGUUCCAGGAAGAAAUAGUGGACGAAAAAAGGCGUGCUCAACCACAUCAUGUAGCACAGCCUAAUUACUGCUGGUGUGAUAUGGACGCCUCUGCUCUGCGGGCUCUUGGAAGGCUGCCCAUGCUUUUCGUGGUGGAGGUGCAUAUCCGCCCGUGGGACCCUCACUGCCACCCCUCCAGCGUGGAAAGGAACCCCCUGUAUGGUGACGCUCCUCCGCUGCCCCCUUUGCACCUUACGGAAGCCGGCGGGAUGUACGUUCGUCAGAGUUGCCGUCAGCCGAGGCUGUGCCUCGAGGACGUCCGGAGACUCGAAGUACACCGAGUGAAAGAACACUACGCGCUGAAGGCGGUUGCUCUCGAGGAACGCUACCUCGCUCUCAGGGACCUCGCUCUCCAGCACGGCGUCGAAGUGCCCACGUGAGUCCCCGCUGAGGUUGUUCUUCACAGCCCCGGUCGCAGCCUCUCGGAAGAUUAGUGCAAGGAAAAGGAGGAGAUAGUUUCUCGUGCGUGUAUGCUGUUUAUUUUUUUAUGCCUGUUUCUGUGCUUUUCUCUAUUUACAUUUCUCUAUCUCUGUCACUGUAUUUGUCUUUCUCUCUUUCUCUUUCUCUCUUUCUCUUUCUCUCUUUCU